Gracilinanus agilis (Agile Gracile Mouse Opossum) is the source of this 1986-nucleotide messenger RNA. It is a transcript of the gene SPI1, whose product is annotated as Spi-1 proto-oncogene. NCBI's taxonomy places the organism in Eukaryota, Metazoa, Chordata, Mammalia, Didelphimorphia, Didelphidae. Bases 70 to 939 code for a protein of 289 amino acids. The transcript has 5 exons. The record is from RefSeq and is a predicted model, not a curated record. Gene Ontology annotation, biological process: regulation of transcription by RNA polymerase II; cell differentiation. Gene Ontology annotation, molecular function: sequence-specific DNA binding; DNA-binding transcription factor activity, RNA polymerase II-specific. Gene Ontology annotation, cellular component: nucleus.
UCCUGCCCGCCCCCACUGGGUGCCCGCCUCCCACCCCCAGCCCCACCAGCCCGGACCCUGUGGCUCCCGAUGCCCAGGGGCUCCGGAGUGGGCCCUGCCGAGCCUGGGGAGCUGACGGGCCCUGAGAUCGGUUGGAUGUUACAAGCGUGCAAGAUGGAAGGGUUCCCCCUCGUCUCCCCUCCAUCAGAAGACAUGGUGCCCUACGACACAGAUCUGUACCGCCAAACUCACGAAUAUUAUCCAUAUAUCGGCAGUGAUGGAGAGAGCCAUAGUGAUCACUACUGGGACUUCCACCCCCAUCACAUGCACAAUGAGUUUGAAAACUUCCCCGAGAACCACUUCACGGAGCUCCAGAGCGUCCAGCCCCCCCAGCUGCAGCAGCUUUACCGCCACAUGGAACUGGAGCAAAUGCACGUGCUGGACACCCCCAUGACCACCGCCCACGGCAGCAUCAGCCACCAGGUCUCGUACAUGCCCUGCAUGUGCCUUCAGUACACGUCUCCCACCCAGCCCAGCUCUGACGAGGAAGAAGGGGAGCGGCAGAGCCCCCCGCUGGAAGUGUCGGACGGGGAGACGGAGGCCCUCGAGCCCGGCCCGGGAAUCCUGCACGGAGAGACAGGCAGCAAAAAGAAGAUCCGCCUCUACCAGUUUCUCCUGGACCUUCUGCGCAGUGGGGACAUGAAGGACAGCAUCUGGUGGGUAGACAAGGACAAGGGCACUUUCCAGUUCUCCUCCAAGCACAAGGAGGCCCUGGCCCACCGCUGGGGCAUCCAGAAGGGGAACCGGAAAAAGAUGACGUACCAGAAGAUGGCGCGGGCCCUUCGGAACUACGGCAAGACGGGCGAAGUCAAGAAGGUGAAGAAGAAGCUCACCUACCAGUUCAGCGGGGAGGUGCUGGGGCGGGGGACCCUGGUGGAUCGGAGGCACCCACCCCACUGAGCGCCCCAGCCUGCCUGCCCACCCCACGCCGGGCCCUGGCACCCCCGCACCCCUGACCCUGCCUCCGUGGGACAGGAGGGGAGGGCCGUGCCCAAGGCUGGCACCGGUGCCGGGGCAGGAGGCCAGACCCUGCCGCAUUAGCUUCCCCUCUGCCUGUAGCAUUAAGCCCACGUUUCUGGGACGCCUGUACAGUCCGGGUGGGCGAUGGACCUUGGAGGUGUCCUGACCUCUGGCCUCCCCUCCCUCCUCCGAGGUCUCCAGCUGCCCCCCAGCUUGUCUUCCUCCCCUUUCACUCAGGGAUUUCCCCUCAAGCCAACCCCGGACCUCAGGGAGCCGCCUCGCUGCCCCCCCGUCGGGCCCUGCCUGUAAACCCAGUUUCUGUCCAUGGAAUCCUCUGAUCACCGGACGGGGCGCCUCCCUCAUUAAAGGAAUCUUCCAGGGAAUCCUUUGUACAAAGCAGGGAGUCAUUUCACAGAAGGCAUCGCCGCUCUUUAAUUUAUAUGCCGAGGUGCCCCCCGGACGUCCACCUUUCCGUGGAGGCCCGUCCUCACCCGCCUCGGCUGUCCGGACGCUCCCCAGCGACGGGGAGGCGGCCCAUCCGCGUGUCGAGCGAGCCAGACGGGGCCGGAAGCCCUCGCGCUUUGAUAGCCCCCCUCCAUCAGAGCCCACCGACUCCCACGUUGGGCCCAGCUCUAACGUUCGGGGGCGUCCUGCUCCCCGGCUUCAGGCAGGGCCGGACCACAGCAAAGGGGGGAGGGAGGAGCGAGAAAGCAGACCCGAGGAUUCCCGAGGCCCAGAGGCGGGGGCCGGGGGGCCGCCCUGAGGUACCCGUGUAUCAUAGCCCCGCAGAUUCUUUCCCCGAGAUGUCCCUGAGCGCCUGAGAAAAGCGCUCCUUACCUCGUGUCUUCUCCAUUAAGGAUGCGCCUGGCCACUGGAAAUGGUUGGAAUAAAACGAUUGUUGAUGAUACGUGUAUAACCCGCGGAAUUGCUCAUCAGCUCAGGGAGGAGGGAGGCAAGAGGGGGGAGAGAAACACGAAUCAUGUAACC